UAUCAGGAAUAACAUAGGUCACAGUCCGAGGAUAUAAAUGUUGGUCGUUGGGCAGUGCACUUCAGUUAUAGUGGACUAUGGCUCAGCUAAGGCCAAACUGUGUGGGCCUUGCCCUAGUUCUUUUUAUUGUGUUUCAAUCAACCAUAGCCCUUCAAAAAUGUCAGACAGGAUGUUCUGGAACAGUAGGAGAAUUAAAGUUCACUCCAGGCACCACUUACAAAUACGAUUAUGAUGGAAAAGUAGACAUACACGUCUCAACUGCUGAAGGUCAACACUCUACAACUGAAGUCAAGGCUACUGUCCUCUUGACUCAACAAGCUGACUGUACUCAAGUGCUGAGACUUCAGAAUGUUCACAUUAUCGGACCAGAUGGCAAGAAACGCUCAGGUAUACAAAACAUCGAGAAGCCAGUUGUCCUCAACAGCAACAAUGGUGCACUAUACGAAUUCAUCUGUACUGAACCAGGAGAGAAUCAAAACUCUCUGAACUUGAAGAGAGCCAUAGCCUCUUUAUUCCAAGCCAAUACCGAAAAAAGCACCGAAAUAGAUGUAUUUGGCCAGUGCCCCACUUAUGCAACAAAAAUUGUAGAUGGCGACACAACCACCAUCACUAAGAACAAAAAUUUAAACAAAUGCGCUUUCCGUGAAAGCAUCACCAAUGAUUACUUCACCUCCACAUUCAAUAUUCACAGCGACAUACAAUCUAGUCCUGUUCUCAAUUCUAAUUUUGAUUCCAAAUUGAAGAUCAAAGCGGGAGUAUUAGAUUCCGCCAAUGUUGUUGAGAACUAUUUAUUUGUACCAUUCUCAAUAGGUCAGAAUGGUGCGAAAGCUACAGUCGAAUCUAAAUUGACCCUCACUGGAACAAGUAAAGACAACCCAUCCACCAAAUGUUCAGUAGCUAAGUCCAUAAUCUUCGAAAAUCCACAUCCGGUAACCAUAGCCAAAACAAACAUGAACACCAUCCUCAAGAGUGUCAAAGCAAUAUCAGAUAAUCUUGGAGCUGUGGUAGAGGAUAAAGUUGCUCUAGAAUUCAUAGACCUAAUUAAACUCCUUCGUGUGAGCAAGAAACCUGAUAUACUCUCUGUUUAUAAUCAAAUCAGGUCUGGUUCAGGAUUCUCUGAUAAGGAAGCCGUGAAGAAAAUAUUUUUGGAUGCUGUGUUGACUGCUGGAACUGGUGAUACUAUCGAAGUAGCAAUUGAACUAUUGAAAAAUAGGGAACUUAGCCCUAUGGAGGAGAAACAAUUAUUCGCAGGUCUAUCUAGGGCACGACAUGUUACUGAAAAUUCGAUCAAAACAGCAACAGAUCUUAUCAAUAGAGCCAACCUGCCUAAAGAAGCAUACCUAGGAGUUGGAGCUCUUGCUGGAAGAUAUUGCGCACAACACGAAUGUGAAAAGGUUGAUGCCGUCAACAGGAUAAUUCAAAAAUUACUGAGCAAACUGGGUGAUUUGAAAGCUGCUAAUAGAAAAGAAGAAAACGAUAUGAUAUUUGUCAUGAAAGGACUAACAAAUAUUGGUUUUCUGAACGACGCAAUACUUUCGAAACUUGUAUCCCUGGCUGAAGACAAAAAACAACCAGUGCGCCUCCGAGUAUCUACACUUGAAGCAUAUCAAGCAGCUCCUUGCAAGGAUAAAUUGAGAGAUAGUGCCUUGAAGAUUCUGAAGGACAUUCAGCAAGAUUCUGAGAUAAGGAUUAAAGCAUACUUGGCACUGACUUUGUGCCCCAAUGAUAAAAUUGGAAAAGCUGUUAAAACUUUGUUAGAUAACGAAAAGAGUCACCAAGUUGGAGGGUAUAUUUCGAGCCACAUAAGAAACCUUAGAUCCUCGACAAAUCCAGAUAAACUACUAGCAAAGACCCAUUUGGGAUUCGCUCACACCCCUAAUAGAUUCCUAUUCGAUCCAAGGAAAUACUCUUUCAAUGGCGAAUUUUCCUACUCCUUAGAUGCACUUGGUAUGGGAGAAAACGUUGAGGCAAAUGUUAUAUACUCCCAAAACUCCUACCUCCCAAGAUCGGCCAAUCUGAACCUAACUACUGAGAUUUUCGGCCAAAGGUUCAACUUCUUGGAACUUGCAGCUAGGCAAGAGAACUUAGAUAAAGUAAUCGAACAUUAUUUUGGACCCCAAGGUGUUAUCAGAAAGGCUACUCUUCAACAAAAUUACGACCACCUUGCUAAACCUGUAGCAAAUUUUUUAAAGAAUUUGAAGGAGAAAGUUGAUAAAUCCCUACGAGCUCGUCGAGAUGUUUCCAAAGCAGAUAUUGAAGCUAUUAACAAGAAAAUUCAAAUUAAAAGCAACGAACUCGAUAAAAACUUGGAUUUGGACAUGAGUAUAAAAACUUUCGGAAAUGAAAUUAUAUUCAUGAAUUCUUUCGACAUUACUGAAAAACUUUCACCCCAAGGCAUAAUCGAUGGUCUAAUUAACAAGCUCAACAGUGGACUGGACAACUUGAAAAAUUUCGAGAAUACAAUGAGAUUGAAUCUUCAUUUAUUGGAUGCUGAACUUUCCUAUCCAACAUCUCUUGGUUUUCCUCUAAGAUUAGGAGUUGAUGGUGCUGCCAACAUCCAGGUCAAAACUUCAGGAAAUAUCGAUGUUCGUGAUAUUAUCUCCCAAAAACCUGACAAUGAAAUGAAGCUCAAAAUGUCCAUCAUACCUAGUGCUUCAGUUUCUAUUGUAGGUAGAUUUACCUUCGAUACUCCUUUAAUCGAAAAUGGUUUGAAGGUAGCAUCCACCCUCCACACAUCAACUGGUGGGCAAUUAGAAGUGAAAACCUUCAACACCCUUGGACUUGAUGUAAAGUUCUACGUACCCGUACAAAAACAAGAACUGAUCGGUUUGAAACAUCAAAUCAUAUAUCAGUCUAAGGAAAAUGGAGUCAUCACAAAUAAGGACAUAAAAUUCAGCCAAAACAAGGACUUCCACAUCUGUGUUGAUCACUUGGCUCCUUUCAUCGGACUAGAAUUUUGCGCUGAUGUCAAUGGUCCUAACCUAUCUGGAAAGAAAGUGCCUAUCUUACCAUUCCCAUUAUCUGGUAACGCAAAACUAAGUAUUAGGAUGGAAAGAGGUGAUAUCGAUACUAUCCACUACAGGAGAGAAAUCAUAUCAACAAAAGAUGGCAAAUUGGGUGUGGAAGCAACUUUGGAGUCUUUGAUCCAGAAUGAAAAAGCUGCAGGUUUGAAAGUGGAAGCCUAUUUAUCCCCUGAAACGUACAUCAAAGCUUCUCUCACUUCGCCCAUCAAGAAUGCAGAGGCUGAAGCUAGAUUGGUAUUCAACGAUAGAGAGAAGGUACUAGCAGUAUCACUCAAAGACGAAAAUAAGGUUCUUUAUUCCGCUAAAGCUGGUAUUCAAGUUGACAAUGGUCCGGACAAAACAGUUUAUCAUCCCAUUUUACAAUAUACCACCCCACAAAACAAAUCACCUCAAACACCUCCUUUCCACAUUGAGGGUAAAGUUGUCGCAGUCAGAAAUGGAAAUGAUAUAAAAUACACUCUAGAUGAUAUCACGUUAGUUAUCCCCAACCAUAAAAACAUAGUUCUUUCAGGAAAUUUAGGCACUAAAGGGCCUGCUUAUUUCACAGAUGUCAAGCUAUCUGAUGGAACUAUUUCCGGUUCUUUGGCAGGACAACUAGAGUAUCAUCCAGAUCUAGUCAAGAUCCAACUUGAAGCAAAGAAUUCCUUACAACCAUCAGUCAAUUUCAAUGUUAAGGGGGAAUUCAAGAAACAGAAGAACCCCGAUCUUAUUUCCAGCCAUAUUCAAUUGAUACAUGGACCUGAUCUUGAAUCUAAGACAAACGUCUUGACAUUGAGCAAUAGUUUAUCGGUUAAAAAUCCAAAAGAUCCAAAAGCUCUUGAAGUAAUCACGAAGAACAAGAUCACCUAUCCGUCUUUCAAACUUAGUGGUAAAUUCGAUCUAGAGAAAACCCCUAAAUCCCUACAUUAUGACACUUUCGGUCAAUUCGGAGAUCUAAAACUUGGUUCUGAGCUGAAAGUAAAAGUUAACUCCAAAUCUGUUGGUGAUUACCAAUUGGAAUUAGAUGUCUAUGACCUCAAGAACAAAGUAGAAAUCAGAUCAAGUAGACAAGUUGUCGGGCCUGAGGAUUCCAAGAUAAGUAGUUCUAUUAGUUUGAACAAAAAGAAGUUGGAAGUCACUGGAAAAGUUAAACAUCGAGUGAAGCCUGGAGAUGUUAAUAUUGGAGCUGACUUGACCAUGAAAACACCAUACAACAAAAACCCAUUCAGAUUGAAUGGUCAAGUGAAAGUAAACCCUAGAGAUCUCGAUACACACUUGAAAAUCCUUUCAGGAAAAGUACCUCUGAUUGACGCUUCUCUCAAGGGCAACCGAGCUGGAGAUAUGAAUGGUCACGUCAAGGUGAAUCUCAAAGAUACUGUAGCUGUUGAAGGUCAAAUAUCUUCAAAGAAGGGAGCAGGUAAAGGAAACCUUAUGGUUGACUUCAAACCACUGAAGAAAACUGCAAAACUUGAUACUACUUUCACAAUACAAAAGCCUAAAUUCAACCUAUUGGUCAACUUUUAUCCAGUAUUCAAUGAAAACCCGAAGAAGAAGAUUUCGCUCAACACAAACAAUGAGAUCACUGGAACCACAAUACAUUCCAAAACUAAUUUGGAUCUUCUUGGAAACCAAUUCUCUGUCAAUGCUAAUGCUCAAAUGGGUAACCUCUUCAACGGCAAAACUACCGCAGAUGUAGACCUCAAUCUACCAGGACCCCUUUAUCUGUCAGCUAAGCUCACAAGAGAUGCCACAACAAAAGACGGUCGUGUUAACAGUAACACCGAAGUCAUUCUAGGACAGAGCAGUGACAAGGCUACUCCAGGUAGAAAACUAACCAUAAAAGCACUAGCAAAGGACACAAAUCUCAAGGAGGGCGUUAUGGAUAUCAAAGUUGAUGUAGAUGCUGACGAUUCUAAAGGCAAAACUGCUAAUUUGGACCUAACUCUGAAGAGACAGAAGAUCGACGAUAAGAGAAUUUUGAAAGUCAACAACAAAAUCACUAGUUCCCUCUUGAGCAGUCCGAUCGAAACAAACUAUAAUGCAGAGUAUUCUAAAGCUGGAGGUAACUUGGACUUGAAACUCUCUGUUGACCCUAAGGCUAGUCUGAAGAUGAAAAGUAAAAUCACUGGUGAUACAUCAGCUUCACCAAAAUCAGGCUCAGUGGAUGUUGAUCUUACAAUUCCAUCGCAAACUCUAUCCAAUGUUAAGACUUCCAUUACAUUAUCGUUAAAACCACAACAAGGUAUAGUUGAUCUCAAUGGAAGCCUCAAAACAACAAGUAACGUUGCUACUCUCAACAUCGACACCUCGGGCAAGUUGCAUUUACAAGGAAACAAAAAUAGUGGAAAAAUUAAGGUCCACCAAGAAUUGAGUAAACCUAUCUCUAUGACCAUUGAUGGUUCAGGAGGUUUUAAUGUAGAUACCGAGCAAAUGACAGGUGAAACAAAUGGAAACUUGAAGAUCGUCUUGCCCAAUAAAAGCGUCAUCCAAGGGAGCGGAACCAUAACAAGAGUCUCACCCAAUGAAUACAGCCUAGCAGCGACUCUAGAUCUACCUACUAAAACUUACAAAUCUAAUAAGUUGAACGCACUUAUCAAACGGUCAGCUGAUAACAACAUCAACACUCAAGCUACUCUAGAAAGUGAUGGUCAGAGGACCACAUUGAACUCGGACUUGUGUUUGAAUCCUCAAGAACCAAAGAUUGAUAUCAAGUUAUAUUGUCCAAAUGGAAAACUCUCACAACUUUAUGCAGGUCUCAAGAAACCCAGCAAUGAUAGACUCAUGGCAAAUAUUAAGGUUCUGAGCGAAAGUAAAGACUUCCUUCUAGAGGGUAGUCUGGAUUUGAACACAGAAGAUUCAGAAAACGUGUACAUUCAAGUGACAGAGAACUGUCCCAAGCUUAAUAUCAAGGAUGUUGUCUUGAAGAUCGGUGGUAACAUGAAUACCGUUAACAUUUUGUUAACCUCAGCCGGAAAGAAUAUUUUAUCCGGAGAUGCAAAAAUUACCACCCGUCAAGAACAAGGCAAAAAUAUCGUUGAAGGGUCCGGUGAUUUCAAGGUCGGAAAUGACAAGAAAACAGGCAAUUUCAAAUACAUCCGUACCAUCCUAACAUCCGAUAAAAAUGGAGAAAAUGGAAAUGAAAUUUCUUUCGACGCAACUAUUGGAACUAAAGCAAUAGAUGCCGAAGUCAAAAUCACCGAUAAGGAAUUUAGAUAUAUGUACUCCUUCUGUGAAGCUUCUAAGCAAUGUGCCCAUAUUGAAAUCGAUGCUAAAACGAUAACGAAUGAGAUCGCUCGAUAUGAUGGUCAACUUGAAAUCAACAUCGAUCUGAGAGUAUUAGGAUUACCAACUGAGUUUGGACUGAAAUCCGUCACUCACAGAGACAAUUUCCUCCUGGACCACACAGUAGAUGUCCAUUUUGAAAAUGCCGCCAAUAAAUACAAAUACAGUUUAUCGAUUCAUCCUUCGCAAUUUGAAAUUUCACUUACUACUCCGAACAGAAUUAUUUCAUUGGAAGGAACUGCAAAUAUACCCAGAACAAAUCUUCAAAAUGGUGGUAGAGCUUCGGGAGAAAUAGCCUUCUACACUGACAAAAAGAACAAUCCUCAAACAAAAUCAUCAUUAACUGCUUCUGUGAAUGUUGAUGUUCCUGGUAAAACAGUCAAUGCUGAGGCCAAACUGAAUAUCGUGAAUAUGAAUAGGCCAUUGACCAUCAAAUAUACCAGCUUAGUGCCAAAACCUGAUUUGAUAUCGUCAGGAUCACAAGAAUUGAUAAUUGACAUUUUCGCCAGUCCUGAUCAAAAAAUAGUUGCUUCCCAAACACAGUCUUCUCAAUACGACAAAAACACACAUAAAGUUCAAGCUCAGACUUCAAUAGUCGUGAAGAGUACUGGCUUGGGUAUCGACAUCGUUACAAAUCUUGGUGCAGUAUUGGAUCCUAAGGUCCUAACUGGUAGUAUUAAAGCUAGCAAUCAUAUUGAUUUGAAUCGUAAUAAAUACGAAAGUGUUUUCAAAUUAUCUGCAUCACCUAAAGAAGCUUAUCUCUUAAUCAAGGCUCUGAAUAAUUUAAUCCUUGAAAUUCAGUCUGCCAUUACUUUCACCAAGGGAGAAAUAGACGUCAAUUCUCAAGUAACAGGCCUUGGAUUUGAGCCAAUAGAAGCUGAUCUCCAAAUAAAGAAUUAUAAUAGUAUUACUUUCACCAGGUUCAUCAAAAGUGAUCCAAGUAACAAGCUUGUGGUCCGAGGAUCUGUAAUACUGGGUCAAACUGCUGAAGUCGCAAUCGAACAUAAUUCUAAACCACUUCUCCAAAUAUCGAUUGAUUUGAGUGAAAAAAAAUUUUUGAAACCUACUUUCAGAGUGGAAGGGGAUGAGUUGAAAAAACUUUCAUCUAAAAUGAGAACUAUUGCUCUCAACCAACUGAAAGAAACUAUAAUUAAAGUGAAGGAAACUGCCGAAAAGUUAGGAAGAGAUGGAAGUGCCUUAUUGGAUAAAGCUAAGCUUUCAGUUCCAGAUGCCACCCAAUCUGUACAGUUCUAUGAGAAAGAGGCAGCAUCUUUCAAGCGUGAACUUGCGUCAGACAAAACUCUUCAAAACUUGGGUAAAUUAUUGGAUAGUGUUAUCGAUAAUGCCUUCAACGUAGUUGGCAAAGUUAUUUCAGAAGCUUGCCAUAUUAUUGAAAGGACAAUACAAGCUACCGUGGACACAGUUUCUGAUGUGUUGAGCCAUAUAAAAGCCGCUCUACUUCCAAGACUCCAAGUCAUUUCUCAGGAAAUUCUAGAAGCUGCGAAGAAUAUCGCUGAUAAAAUUGCUGAUAUUGUAGCUAGUCUUAUCGUUACAGCCAGUGAAAUAUUGAAGACUUUCGAGCCGCAUUUGGAGGUUAUUGUUUCAACGGUAGCUGAUGUCUUACAAGACAUCGUCAAAGCUUUAUCUUCGUUCUUAGAAAAUCUAAAAGAUUCAGUGGUCCAACAGAUGAAACUCGUUCAAACGAGACUAAGUCAAUCUCCGAUCGUCGCAGAAAUCAAGGCUCAAUAUCAUGAUUUAUUGAAAAAUGGUCUACCAUCUAAAGACGUAUUAGUGAAUACAAUGAGAGCAGCAUUUGGAGUAGUCAGAGAGAUAAUUCCUUUCCCAGAAAUACAACAGUUGAUUGAUGAAAUUUCAGGAUAUACUGAGAAGGUGCUAACGAACCAACCUGUUGAUGAUAUGGCUGAAAUUAAGAAGAUAAGUCAUACUGCACUGACUCUCGUAACCAAAUUAUCUGGAGUCGUUGUCAAGGAGAUUGUUCCAGAUCUGCUACGAAACUCGAAGAUACCAGCUAUGAACUUGGAACUACUCAGAAGAUUACCUAGUCUUGGAACAGUGAAGGUAUCGGCACUCAACUAUUUACUACAAGAAGAUAUGACACCAUUCGCAACAUUCCUCCUUCGUCUGAUUAUGUCACCACGAGAAUUCAUGAUUCCUUCCGAAUUGAGCGCUAUUGUUGCCCUGUCUGAGGUAUUCACCUUUGAUGGCAAGAUCUACUACUUACCUGCUGAAAAUUGCAACUACUUGCUGGCGGCUGAUGCUGUAAAUGGAAACUUUUCUAUUGUGGGCCAUUUCCAGAACAAAAUAUUCAGCGGUGUCACGUUGACUGAUAAAUCUGGCUCUAUAACACUCAAACAAGAGAAGAAACUUUUACUUGACAAUGUUGAAGUACAAGUACCAGUGCAGAAAGACACUUUAAGAGUCUACAGAACUAACGCUUUCUAUUUCAUCGAGAGUAAGACUGGAGUCCAGAUAGUAUGCGAGGUUAACUUCCUUGGUUGUGAUAUCAAAACCUCUGGAUUCUACCGUGGUCAACUCAGAGGCUUGUUAGGAAAUGGAAAUAACGAACCACACGAUGAUGGCACCCUUCCAAACGGCAAAAUAGUAGAUAAAUUGAACGACAUAGCCUCUGCUUAUACUAUUGGUCAACAAUGCGGAUCAUUGUCGCUGAAGGAGAUCGAAGAGCCGAAAAGCGAUCCACAAUGUGAGAAGAUGUUUGAUUAUGAGUCUUCGUUGAGGUUAUGCUACCCAUUCGUGGACCGAAAACCUGCCAAGAAGGCCUGUGAUUUUGCUGCAGCUCAAGGCGUUAAAGAUAUUCACAGAAUGAUUGGUUCACUUUACUCUUAUCAGUGUUACAAAUCCAAUGUACCAGUGGAGAUUCCCGAAGACUUGAGUGAACAAUGUACAAACUCCAUAACACCAAGGAAAUUGGAGGAACAAUUCAAUAUUCAAUUGCCUGGAAAGUCAGCUGAUGUCCUUCUCUUGGUGAACACUGAUAAAUCCAAUGAGGCGCUUUAUACAGAAUAUGCACAAAGCCUAGUAACAGCAAUUGUAAAAGAAUUCAAUAGCAAGGGAAUAAACGAUGUUGUGUUCCAUUCUGUUGUCUAUGGAGGUCCAAACCAAAAACCAUCAUACGUUACUGUUGGAGGACAAACAACAUUCAAAGAUAAGGCUCCAACUCUCAAAUUCAAAGAAUCGCCGAAACCCCAAAAAUUAGUAACUGGAAUCACAGACAUCGAUAGAAUCAUCAGUUUCAUUUAUGCCAUGAUGCAUGAUUUGAAAAUAGCCUUAGGUCUGACCUUGGAAUAUAACACCUACGCCGACGCUACCAACUAUCCCUUCAGAGUGGAAGCAAUAAGAACUACUGUGGGUAUCAGCAGCGACCCUUGUGAAGAAGGACUAAUAAUUCCUCUCCAAAUUGCAAAAGCUAUUCUCAUGAAUAGGAAGGAUAUAAAUAUGAAUUUGAUAAGUCCAGUUAAAGAUCUGAAGGUUAAAGAUGCUCAAACUACCAAGAAUGUCAUAGGUUUCAAUGCAGAAAACGUGAUAACGCUUAGCGACGCUGCUUCCAAACCUACAGGAACUCCUGCUCUCCAGAAAGUCCUGGCCUACAACGAUUUGUGCGCAGAUUAUACUGUUGGUGUUGGAGGCAACGCUUUUGUAUCAAGCAAUAUUAUGGCGAAUAAGGACAAAAAGGAUCUUAUAGCUCAGACAAUGGCUAAAACUAUCGUGGAUAGUGCAAUCAGUAAAAAGAUCCAAAUGGAAUGUACAUGUAAAUAUACUCAAGAUCACCCUGUCAAUCCUUACAAUUAUUGUAAGCCAGUGGAUAUCAAAGAAGCGUGAAUACUACAUGCCAAGAUGUUCUGAAACUUCAUGUUCACGUCCUCAUAACAAGUAUUUCGUAUUACGAAUAAUGUAAAUACCACUAUAAUAAAACACAAUUUCAUAUUU
Messenger RNA from Harmonia axyridis, 10250 nucleotides. Its product is annotated as apolipophorins-like. The record is from RefSeq and is a predicted model, not a curated record. Gene Ontology annotation, molecular function: lipid carrier activity. Gene Ontology annotation, biological process: lipid transport. NCBI's taxonomy places the organism in Eukaryota, Metazoa, Arthropoda, Insecta, Coleoptera, Coccinellidae. The coding region runs from base 78 to 10142 and encodes 3354 amino acids. The transcript has 34 exons.